Messenger RNA from Fonsecaea multimorphosa CBS 102226, 720 nucleotides. RefSeq lists its product as uncharacterized. The record is from RefSeq and is a predicted model, not a curated record. Gene Ontology annotation, cellular component: cytoplasm; nucleus. Gene Ontology annotation, molecular function: protein binding. The coding region runs from base 1 to 720 and encodes 239 amino acids. The transcript has a single exon. Lineage: Eukaryota; Fungi; Ascomycota; Eurotiomycetes; Chaetothyriales; Herpotrichiellaceae.
AUGGCACAGUCGGCCGACGACAAGUUUGCCAUACACGAAGCAGCCCGAGAAGGCAAGACCCAAGUGGUCGAGUCUCUCCUCAAUGCAAAUCCCAAACUGGCCUCCCUCCGCGACCAAGACGACCGACUUCCUCUACACUGGGCCAUAGCAUAUGCCCACCUUGACAUUGUCAAACUCCUCAUCACAGCCACUCGCUCCUUCGACCCGGACGCUGAAGAUGGUUCAGGCUGGACACCUCUCGCCAUCGCCGCCUCCCUGAAAGACAAUUCCGGCUUGCCCAUGAUCGAGCUCCUCUUCUCCAAAGACGCCGACCCCAAGAUUGCCACGAACACGGGCGUCACGCCUUUGCACCUGGCAGUGUCAAAGAAUAACCUGGACGUCUGCAAAACCCUUUUGAAACACGGUGUGAGUGCGAGGGUCAAGGACAAGAGAGGCCAAUUACCCCUCCACCGCGCCGCCGCUGUGGGCUCCGUACCUCUGGUGAAACUACUGCUCGAAAACAAGUCGCCCAUCAACGCCACGGACAUGGACGGACACACGGCUCUACAUCAUGCAAUAAGUGAAGGCCACGGGGAUGUAGCUGUAGAGCUGCUCAAAGCCGGAGCGGAGACGGAUAAAAAGGAUCACGAGGGAAGAUUGGCCAUCGACUGUGCGCCGGAUAGCAAGGUCAGGUCGCAUAUCUUGAAAGCGGCAGAGAGGGAAGGGAUCGAAUUCGCCUGA